Geodia barretti is the source of this 3498-nucleotide messenger RNA. Lineage: Eukaryota; Metazoa; Porifera; Demospongiae; Tetractinellida; Geodiidae. The record is from the annotation of a GenBank genome assembly.
UGCGUUUUAUUUGAAUUUUGAAGUUGCUCAGCUGUUGCUCUACCAUUUGCCUGUGGCUGUUCGGCGCGGUUCUCCACUACGCCUGCAGGCUUAUUGAACGCCAUGUCGACCGUGGACGUGCCUGACCUGUACUGCAGGGGAGUGAGGGUGUGGGUCCCAGACAGAGACAGGGUGUGGGUGGGAGGUGAGGUGGUGAGCGUGGAGGGUGAUGAGGGGGGUGUGGUGGUGAGAUGUGAGGGAGAGGAGGAGACAAAGCUGCUAGGGACGAAGGACUCCCUCCCUCUAUUGCGCAAUCCUCAGAUGCUGGUCGGGGCAAACGACCUCACAACACUCUCCUACCUUCAUGAGCCUGCAGUUCUCCACAACCUCUCAGUGAGGUUCCUACACUCCAAGAUGAUAUACACUUACUGCGGCAUCGUGCUGGUCGCCCUCAACCCCUACCAGCCCCUGCCAAUCUACGGUAACGAGACCGCCGCCGCCUACCGGGGCAGGGACAUGGGCGAAAUGGAUCCCCACAUUUUCGCAGUCGCAGAAGAAGCCUUCCGGAAAAUGACCAGAGAGGGAAGUGACCAGUCACUGAUCAUCAGUGGCGAGAGUGGAGCCGGGAAGACUGUGAGCGCAAAGUUCGUCAUGAGGUAUUUCGCAACAGUGGGCGGAGCUUCCACCGAGACUCAGAUUGAGAGGAAAGUACUCGCCUCCAACCCCAUUAUGGAGGCAAUUGGUAACGCAAAGACGACUCGUAACGACAACAGCAGUAGGUUUGGGAAGUACAUAGAGAUCAGGUUUGACCGGACUAACAGGAUUACCGGAGCUCACAUGAGGACUUACCUACUGGAGAGGUCAAGGGUCGUCACUCAGGCAACCAGCGAGAGAAACUACCACAUAUUCUACCAGUUGUGUGCUGCUAGGGAUUGUCCUGACAUGUCUGACUACCACCUUGGUCAUGCUGAGUCAUUCCACUACACCAGUCAGGGAGGGCGUGUCGCUAUCGACGACGUGGACGACCAAUCGGAAUUCACCGCCACACGAGAUGCAAUGAAACUGCUCGGUUUCAACGACGACCAACUCAGAGGUGUGUUCCAAGUCUUGUCGGCUGUCCUCCAUCUCGGUAAUGUGGAGGUGGGGAGGAGGAGCAAGGGUGGGGAUGUGAUGGGUGAGGUGGGUGAGGGAGACGAGAGUCUGGUGACCUCCGCGACCUUGCUGGGAGUUGACUCCGCCCACCUGGCCCACUGGUUAUGUCACAAGAAGAUCACCACUGCCAGAGAGGUCUACCACAAACCUCUCACCCACCCUCAGUCCAUCACGGCCCGAGACAGUCUGGCUAAGAGUCUGUACAGUCGGCUGUUUGACUGGAUCGUGAAUAUCAUCAACUCCACCCUCUCCCCAUCCUCCUCCCCCUCUUCCUCCUCCUCCUCCUCUUCCCGCUCCUCUUUCAUCGGAGUACUGGAUAUCUAUGGUUUUGAGGUUUUCCAAGAGAACAACUUUGAGCAGUUUUGCAUCAACUAUGCCAACGAGAAACUACAGCAACAGUUCAAUAUGCAUGUGUUCCAGUUGGAGCAGGCAGAGUACGUGAAGGAGGAGAUAGAGUGGUCGUUUAUUGAUUACUAUGACAACCAGCCGUGUAUUGAUCUCAUAGAGAACAGGUUGGGGAUACUGGACCUGCUUGACGAGACCUACAAGAUGCCAGGAGGGUGUGACUCUCUUUUCAUACAGAAACUCUACGACAACCACAACACUCCCUCCUCCACCCAUUUCACCAAGCCUCGCAUGUCCCGGUCCGAGUUCCAGGUCAGGCACUACGCUGGCCCCGUUCAGUACCAGACACGGGGGUUUGUGGACAAGAACUCUGAGCAGGUCGCUGAGGAGCAUCUACUGCUUCUCACUGGGAGCUCUGUUCCAUUCAUGACUUCUCUCUACAAGUCGGCUAAAGCCACUCCCAUUCAAGUCACAUCGAGUCAGGAUCGAGGUGGCCGCAGGAAGAAUGGAAUGAAGACAGUUACCAAGGUGACGGUGGGGUCCCAGUUCCGUUCCUCCCUGCGUGAACUCAUGACCACGCUCAACUCCACCACUCCUCACUAUGUCCGCUGUAUCAAGUCUAAUGACAGGAAACUACCCUUUGUGUUUGAUCCUCAGAGAGCAGUGCAGCAGUUGAGGGCCUGCGGUGUGUUGGAGACGGUGCGACUCAGCGCCGCGGGUUACCCCUCUCGCUGGACGUACAACGAGUUUUUCCAGCGCUACCGGUUGCUGCUGGCCAGCGGGCAGGUGAGGAGGGAGGACGUGAGACAGAUGUGCGAAUACAUCCUCAGGAUCAGCAUUCAGGACUCCAGCCAGUACAGGUUUGGAAAGACAAAGCUAUUCUUCAGAGCAGGUCAGGUGGCCUACCUGGAGAGACUGAGGUCACAGAGACUCCACUCUGCCAGUCUGUGUGUCCAGAGACGUGUCAGGGGCUGGCUGAGGCGGGCCUGGUACAGGAGACUCAGAGCCGCCACCAUUCUCACUCAGGCCAGGGUCAGAGGUCUCCUGGCUAGGAGACUGGCAGAGACUCUGAGGAGGACGAGAGCAGUGGUAUGCCUCCAGAGACACACCAGAGGUCUGGUGACCAGACUACAGUACCAGAGACUCAGGAAUGCCGCCAUCACCACUCAGGCUCUCUUCAGAGGAAGACAGGCCAGAAAGCGCUGUGUGGCCCUGCUCUAUGACCAGAAGGCGGUUGUUCUACAGAAGUAUGUCCGUGGCUGGUUGGCUCGGGUCCACUAUGAGCGAACCGUUCAGAGGAUCAUCUUCACACAGUGCUGUGUCAGGAGAUGGGCCGCCAGGAGAGAGAGAAGGAGACUCAAGAUGGAGGCGAGGUCGGUGACCCAUCUCCAGGGUCUCAACAAAGGUCUGGAGAUAAAGAUAAUCGAGCUGCAGUUGAGGCUGGACGAGGGAGAGAGGGAGAGAAUGGCUGCCCAGGAUCUCUGGAACAACCAGAAAGUCAACUACGAACAGGUAUGUAUACGUCUGUGCCAUAGCACGAGGUUUGCCUUGUGUUGUGUUGUAGAUUCGAGCCCCUACCAGCUGAGUUGCCCUGGUAGCUCAGUUGGUAGAGCACUCGCCUAGACUGCAGAGUGUCGUCGGUUCGAAUCCCACCCAGGGCAGCUCUUCUUCUUUUCUUUUAAAAGAAGGAGCUGUCCUGGGUGUAGUUGACUUGUUUGCCUAGCCUUACCUUUCUACCUCGCUACCAAGUUGUUGAGACAUGCAGUAUAUAUACAAGUGGAAAAAUCAUUUCUUCAAAAUGAAAGGGGGAUAUAGGGAUGGCUUGAAGCACCAAAAAGGAAGAAACAAGGGGUCAUUACACAGCAAAGAUGCACAAAGCUACAUGACACCAUCCCUAUAUCUUUGUCUGAUAUUAAACUUUACUUCAAGGUAAACUGUUGCAGAGUGGAAAUGACGGAGACGGCAAGCGCGGUUCUUUCCCAUUAGGGGAGGAAAAUGUCAGCAGGGCGAGAUUGGUUGUGA